AAUUAUUAUAUUUUAACUUAGUACACAUCGUAGCGUUAUGUUAACUAAAAACCUGUUAAUACGACAACUGCAAGUAAAAUCUCUUGUUACUAUUUAUUUUUUCUGUGCUGUACUCCGUGUGCAUCCAUAUGUGUCGACUGUUUGGAAUAUGUGCACAAAAACAAGCAGUGACUAAAAGUAAUGAGCAAAACAAAAACAAGGAAAUACCUCAUGUACAUAUGUAUAUGUGUGUGAUGUGCAUGAGUUGCUACCUACUGCGCAGCUGUCGUAUGUGGCUCACCCUGUUCACUGCCACACACUGAUUAAUUGAACAUUUCGCGACACCAAUUCUCAUCUGUGCUGGCGCAUAGACAAAGGACACGAACAGAUGAUACCAAUUCGUUGCGUCUUAAAUCUAUCUGCCGAUUGCGCUGAGUGCAGUUGAGUAUUGAAUUUUUCCCGUGUCGGACGCAUUGAAACAGUGAAGCAUCAAUUUGCAGCGUUAUAAAAAAAGAUUCAGCAAUUACACAAGAGUCCUGCUGGUUGGCUAAAAUUUAUCAAUAUCGUUUUUUUAUACACCACAUUGCAUGUUUUGCAAAAUUACUACAAUAAAUAAAUAAUAAAACGAGAGAGCAUAACAAAAAAUCGAUGACUACAGGCUUUUUGCCGUUUCUGGCAAACAUUUGAAGGAAUUUUUAAAAGAGCAUUGCACAAUUAUCCACAAGCAGCGUUGGGAAGAAGCGAAGUUACAUGAAAUUGUUUUCUACCUGUAUACUUAAAGAAAAAUAUUCAAGCAAGUAAUAGAAACUGUUGCCAAUUAACACGGUAGAAGCAAAUUAAUUCCAUAACGUGCCGUGCGUGGAGUGCGGCAGAAGGGAAAAUAUCGAUUUGUAACAUAAAACAUAUACGUUGGCAGCUUAACAGCAACAAAGUAUAGGACAGCUAUACGGCAAGAGCGGAUCGGGUACUAUCAGCGAACUCUUGUUACGAGUUGUCACGAAAGGACUAAACUAAACGGUGAAGUGAACUGGAACGAUAAGUAAUUGCAACAACAAACAAAUAUUGUGAACUUUAGAACAGCUAACUAUAUUUAAAGAAGGCAAUAGUCACAGCUGUUGAUAGAGGGGUGAGUGGAGAAUACGGUGCUUCCGGUAGAGCGUUGACAACGCACAGCCAACACCGUUACUUAAAGCGAAAAGGGACACUUCGGGAGAUAGAGCGUGCGGAAAUAGCAAAGCAACACAAGAGCGUGCAACUGAGAGCUAGCUGUUACUGAGCAAGAGCGCACAACUACACUGGCAACACGACUUUAAAGCGCAUCCUUAAACGAACGCAAAAAAAUAAACAACAUUUUUUUUACCGUUAAUUAGCGUACAUCAACUAUUCUACAAUUUACUACGACACUUUGCCUGUACGCCGCUGUGAUAGUACGCACUGUCGUAUACGUAAUAAAUUUUGUAACGCGCUCACCUUGACUCACAUUCACCAAACGUGUAGCUCUAGCUCGGUUCGUCGACUUCUUGAAAACAUAAAUUCUAUGCCAAAACCAGCAAAAUGUUGCCAUAAAUUGUACGCACACGGGUUAACUUGGCCAAGCGCAAGUUGAAUUUCCUCGUCGAAUUUGUUCAAUUUUUUUUGAAAUUAUUACAAAUUUACCUGCAAACAAUUGCAAUACAACAUAUAUAAACACAACGUUAUAAAAGUAACUAAAAUAACGUAAAAUUUUGUGCCAAAGGCUGCGCCUGAAACGUAAAUAUUUUUACUAAUAUUCAAAGGCUUUUGGGUACAAGUGUUAUUUACAUUGUUUUCUUUAUUCUUUUUUUUUCUUUUAUAAAAUCGUACAAUUUUUGCAUUGUUGUCGCGUUAAUUAUCGGUGAGACCGCCUAUUAGCCAUUGCAACAGCAGCUAUAACAAGAACAACUACAACAACAACACUAGCAGCACAUUUCCGCCGUUGCCGUUGUUGUUGCUGGUGUCGGUGUCGGCAUCGUUCGCUGCUUGGUGCCGUCGCUCGCUUCGUAAGACAAAAUAAAAAUUCCGCCGACGUUGGUCCUGUCGCAACUAUUCGCUUGCAUCAAAAAAAGCCGAUUUAAACCAAUGCAUUUAGGUUUCAAACGUGCAAAACGCCAAAACCAAAAACGUUUUUCGAUUAGUAAAAAAUGUCUUUGCCCCGAGAAUGGAAUUUUCCGAAUUCACGGGGACCGAUACACGGCACGAGUGAAUCGUACCCAACUGGUGGAGUCCAGCACCAGUCGGGAGGGCUCAUUCGCACAUCCACGGACAGCGAUGGUGACUGUGGCGUUUACAUCACCGAUCGGCAUAAUCAUCACGCCGCCACCGAUAUACCACCAUCGCCGCCACCAUCUCUUGUCGGCGCUUCGUGUGAACUGCCAACAACGGUUGCUUGCUCUCAACCCGCCCCACCAUCAUUGCUCACCGAGUAUCAACAGUCGACUGGUUCGCUCUUCUCAGUCGUGUCGGCGCCACCAGUACCGCUCGCAGAACUUGACGUUAAGCAAGUGGAUGCGCUUAAUAGCGGCGGAUUCCACAAAGUCAUGGGGAUCGCUGGAGGUGUUGGUCUGCAAGCUGGCUGCGGUAUGGGCUUAUCAACGAUGGGUGGCAGUGCACAAAAUGCAUAUUCGACCACAUCAAUGGAUGCAACAGCUUCCGCGGCAGUUAUGGCGGCAAGCGCCACAAUCAAUUGCCCAAUGGACGGUACGGCUACGAUCGCUGGCACCACCACGCAUGGCAUACAACGUCGUCCGGCAACGUUGCCCAUUAAUACGCCAUACUGUCCGGCAUCGGUCAGUCGCACUUUGCAUUCCAGCCUCUUGGAACAUCAAAUUACUGAAAUUGAUGAAGAGGAUAAUGAAAAUCUGUUGACUGUCUCCAGUAUUACAGCGCGUCCAUUAAUCGCCAAAUCGCGUGAGAUACGUUCGAAUCGACAGCUGCAGCUGAUCGAACAAUCCGCGAAACGUGGAGCUAAACAAACGCGACGCGCUAAUGUGUCCGCACAUGCCGCCGACGGCAGAUCCGCCGAUACGGAUCAGUGUGUAGCGGACAAGCGUACAACCUCUGCUUCAUCACGCUCCUCAGUUAAUACUGAUCCACCAGAUGGUGGUUACGGUUGGCUAAUUGUUUUUGGCGCAUUUUCAGUGCAAUUUUGGGUAGCCGGCUUGGUUAAGUCGUAUGGCGUGCUCUAUGUGGAAAUAAUGGAAACAUUUCCGAGUUCAACGGCAACCGUUGCUUCUUGGAUACCCGCCAUACUAUCAGCAUUAUGCUUAGUUUUAGCGCCAGUCUCUAGUGCACUAUGUCAGCGAUUUUCAUGCCGUUCGGUGGUUUUCGUUGGUGGUAUAUUCUGUGCAUUGGGUCUUACACUGAGCUACUUUGCGACUAGUCUGCUACAUUUGCUCAUUACCUUUGGAGUUUUGACAGGUAUCGGUGGCGGUCUCUCUACAACACCCGGAAUCGUAAUUGUGUCGCAAUAUUUCGACAAGCAUCGUGCGCUAGCAAAUGGCAUCUGUGUUUCGGGCACCGCUGCUGGUAGUUUUAUUUUACCGGUGCUUAUAAAACAUCUGGCAGAGAAAUUCGGCUUCCAUGGAACGAUUUUAAUUUUGGGCGGUUGCAUGUUUCAUGUUUGCAUCUCAGCCACACUUUAUAGACCCAUAGAAGAUUACAAUAGUGAAAGUGGCAAGUUAAGCGAGGAGGAGGAAGAAUCGGCGAAACCGCUGAAUGACAUCAACCCCAGUACAACGGGUAUGCUUACUGGCUCUACAUACUUGGACACAUGUGAUGCUACGCUCAAUAAUAAAUUCAUCGAACAUCUGUUCCUUGAAGAAUCAAAAAACCGACUUAAUGAUCUAUACUCUGGCAAGCAAAGUGCAAAUGAAAAGCAAGCUGCCGCUGGCCAGGAAAGUGAUGACGAGGUGAAGGAUGUUAUUGGUGAGACCACAUUUAUCAAGCCAAUGAAAAAGGUACGCAGUUCGGGCAUUAUGCAUUCUGUGGAAGAUCUCAGCACCGACUCUACUUGGGUUUAUCGCAAGAAUUCCGGCACCGAUUCAAAUCGUGGUAGCCGACGACGUCGAAACGUGUUUGCGAAUGACGAAAUCAUUUCGAAAAUACAAGCACAUCUAGAGAAACCACAGUCUCCACCGGCCGUAGUGACACGUGGCCUCAGCAAAAGCAUGGAGAUACCAACACCAGUUAGUAAUUUUACUGAUUUGAACAAACGUGGCGAGCUGCAUGAUCUCAGCGGUGCUAUAGUAGCUCAACCACCAAUAGAUGCUGGUGUCAGUGAUGGCGAAGACGAUGAUGAUGAUGAUGUACCACGCACCUGCUGUGAGCGCAUCGAAAUGUACUUGGACAUUAGUUUAUUGAAAGAUACUACAUUCAUAUUGAUGUGCUUGUCUGUGACCUUGAUGUCGGUCGGUUGUCCUUAUAUGCUUUACUAUCUCCCGGCACAUGUCAUUUCAAUUGGCAACAACAAAAGCCAGGCCGGUUAUUUAGUCGCCGUGAGUGCUGUAUUGGAUUUAUGUGGACGUUUAGGACUUGGCUGGUUAUCCGAUUUGCAACUUUUCGAUCGCAAAAAAACCUACAUAUUCUGUAUACUAGGCGCUGGCAUUGCCGUACUUACAAUACCGUCUGAGGAUACGCUUUAUUUAAUUGGACUAUCCGCUGCUGUUUACGGCUUCUGCUUGGGCAGCUGGUACGUGUUGAUGCCGGUUUUGUUGGCUGAUAUCUUCGGCACGGAUCGUAUUAGUUCCAGCUAUGGUUUGGUGCGUAUGUUUCAGAGCAUUGGCGCAAUUUCAGUGCCACCGUUAGCCGGUUUUCUGCGCGACCUUUCUGGUAGCUACGAGAUAUGUUUUUACUGUAUGGGCGCUUGCAUGGUGUUGGGCAGCAUACCGUUAUUGGUGUCGGCGCUGCUUGAAAGCCGCGAACGUGAUCCUUUCGAACAACCCGAUGAAAGUGAUGAAAAUUCCACAGUAUCUUAAGCGGUUUUUGGCGGAAUAUUUACUUAACGGCAAUUUUACUGACUGUUUUAUGGUUUGUGUAGCACUUGCAGUUUAAAGAGCUUAUACUAUUCACUAGUAGUUAUUGAACACUGUUUCGCUGUUGAUUUAGACUUCCAAUGUGUUUUGAAAUUCCUAUUAGAAUGUGUAGUACAUAAUUUACUCAGACAAGUAGUAUAUCAAUCAAUAGUAAUUACAUAUUUACAUACAUACAUAUAUGUAUUUCAACAUAUUACAUACUCGUAUAUACUAAGUUGUUGUACUAGUGUAGUAGAUCAUAGAUUGCUGGAACCUUGUCGAUCGAAGUUUUCUAACCGAGAUCAUUUGCAUAUGAAAGUAGUUUUUAAGGAUACUUAUGUUAUUCCUGACUCAACUGAAGUAAAACGAAUUUAUUUUGGAAAAUUAAAGUUUAAGCCAGUUCACUCAGAAUCGUAACUUACCCACACACUUAAACUGAAUAGUUCGAUAACUGCUUUUAAUUUAGUUGUUAGUGGCAUCGUGCUCGCGCAAGCGUCGGACAAAAGUAUACAUGUUAAAAAAAAUCAUUUGAAACUCAUCAACUGUUUCCGCAUUCAGCGAGUAUGUUUUAAAGGCACAAACAGUCACCGACGCAAAACCGUGGACCGAAUCAGCUGAUACGACCUAUCUUAUAGGCGCAAUGUAAAUGAAUAGUCAUCACCGCUUCUACCGUCCGCUUCAACAGAUCGUGCGGUAGGAUAUGCACGAAAAUUGGAUUUUUUCCAUAGAAACGAGUGAGCUGAGAGUGAGAGAGCAAUCUCUUGCAACGCAUCGCGAUUGGCAAUAUUUUGUAGUAAUUAAAAAAUUAACUUGAAUAUAUUUGAAAUAUUCUUAAAAUAACUCAAAAUCACAGUCGAAUUCACUUAUUUAUAAAUAGGUAAACUAAUUUUAAUAAUUGGAUUUUAGUUUUAAGCUUUUACAUUAUGAUUAUUUAUAACUAAAACACUAAAUGUGUGAAAAGUCGUGUAUACAAAUAGAACAAUAGACAAGAUUGGUGAAAUGAAAACAAAAGAGAACAACUGAUUUCUGCGUUGCAACUACGGGCAUAACUUUUAACAAAUUUGGUUUGAUACGGGCGGUAAGUACGGAAGGGAGGAAUGUCGGUGACUGUUUGUGCUAUAAGAAAUAGGCGACCAUGGUUUAGUAUUGAAAUAUGUGAAGGAAAUAAAUACUGGCGUAUUGCUAAACAACCACGGCUAGAACAUUUCUAAACAUUAACAAUAAAGAAGAUGGAUCUUGUGUUUGACAACUGAAGUUACAAUAAGCAUUAAAUAACUUCAGUAAUAUUUUAUCUGAGUUGAGCAUUCGUUUGCCACUCGCUUAAAAAAUUAAGCCUAAUACUAUUUUAUAAAUAUUUGUAUUAGAAAUUACAAGCGGCUGAAGCAAAGAACUCGUCCCUCCUACAAAAAAAAACUAAUCCCAAAUAUCUAGAAACUAUCUUUGGUGUUGAUAAGAAUAUCAUUCUAAAAUAAAUAGAAUAAUAUUGUCAUAUUAUUUUACAUUGAUAUCAAUUUUUUCAAAAAUAAAAUUCUUAAAAAUACUGCGUUGAAAAAGUUUACUGAAUUCAGACCAAAUUAAAAAAGAAACUUAAUUCAUUAUAAAAUUGUUUUUUAAUUGCCAUUUAAAAGACAUUUGUUACUUUAAGUUCCUUUACUUGCUUAGCGUGAAUUUGACAGAAAAAUAUGACAGUUCAUUUCGUUUAUGACGUAGCAUAUUGCAAGUUUGUCUCUAUAAUUCUUGUCUAUAGUAGCAUGAGCUUUAAGGUGUUAUAUCCACUUGCAAGUCAGAACAAAAGCUUUUGGUGAAUUUUUUUUGGACAGGCAUUAUAUUUAAUAAAUAAAUACAAUUAAUGUACAUUGACGGAAUUUAUUAUACUUUAUUAUAUCGGUGAUUCAUUUUAAAAACUUUUGGAUUCACUUGAUCCCAUAGCCAAUCUACUGGAGGACCUCCAAAAAAGGGUGUCUGGCGAUGAGAAAGAUUUUUAUACUCUCGCAACAUAUUGCUACAGAGUAUAAUAGUUUUAUUCAUCUAACGGUUGUUUCUAUCACCAAAAAACAAUAUAUAGGGUUAUGUACAAUAUAUAAAUGAACAGGAUGACGAGGCGAGUUGAAAUCCGCAUGUCUAUAGCGCUGGGGUUAUAUGGUAUUUUAAUGAAUAUUUACAAAUAUUAAAAACAUUUUAGUUCUUUUGCUAUACUCGCAUGUGCACUAGUUCCGAACUAGUUCAAUUUAUGCGUUGAUAGAGCAUUGAGCUUUUGAAAAUAAUGAAUGAAAGCUUUGGUUGUAAGAGAUUGUAGUUUUAGUAAAUAAUUUCGUUAAAGUUUAUUUAUAAAUGCUUUUUAAGCUUAUGUGUUUUAAUAAAAAACUUAAGCUGUAAGAAAAAUAUUAAAAAUUGUACUGCAAGAGAUAAUUGCUCAAGAUUUCUAACUUCUUUAAAAUUUCUUUAUGUUUGAAACAUAUAACAAACUUUAAACAUUUAAUUUUUACUGCUAAAUUUACACAUUAGUUUGGUUUUGAAAUAUUGAAGAGUGGAGUUUAUAAUUUAUAAGAAAUAUAUAUAUUUUUUUAGUCACAUACAUAAAUAGAUUUAGUUUUGAUAAUUACAUAUUGUUUUUAAAACAUAAACAUUAAUUAAAUGUAUGUAAAAAAUACACUUGAUGUAAACCGAGUUUAGAAAACUGCAUACAAAAUUGUCAAACACCAUUGUUAUAUAACAUUUAGAAUUAAAAUAAAAUAUUAUAUGUAAUUGCCAACAUCGUUUUUGGCAAAAUAUGGUAUGUGUACCCAGUAACACUAACUGCUUUUAAAGCAAAAAUGUUGUACAACUAUCUGAGGCAUAAAUUGUAAUUUUAAUUACUUAAUAUAACAAAAAUAAUUUUAAAAAAAAAUGUAUUAAAAAAAUUUAAAAAAAAGUACUGCAACUAUAAGAGACAAAACUUAACUAAAUUUACUGUAGGACAGCAACUUUCGAGGGUAUAAAAAACAUAUACAAAAUAGCUACGCUUGAGCGAAAAUAUAUAUAAGAACCAAGUAGCCUCGCUUUAAUGAAAGAGUAACAUUGAAAUUAAUUUGUGUCGUUUGACGGCCGUCAACGGCAUAAUAAUUAGAGGUGCUUAUUAUCACCAUUCAAGACUUGGAUCUAAUAAGCUUAAGCUUUACUGAUCAAAAUAGAGCUAGUAUGCCGAAGUAAAUAAAUAAAAUUUGGUCACGUAAAAUCGGUUUUCGUGAGAAUUUCGGGAAUGCGAGAGAGUUUCGCAUUCAAAUCAUCACCGAACGCAGAUAAAAAGCUCUCUUUAUCUCGCGAAACCAGACUUACUUUAAUGCAAUUAUAUUUCGGGCAUUUGAGCAAUCAAAGUAUCCAGAUUUGAUCAAUAUAUACGCAACAUAUGCCUGGUAUGAAUGUCAGCAUGCUACAAACGACUUCUUUGCAUACCGACUUUAAUCAACUUAUAUAAUGACUUGGAUAUAUGGGUAUCAAAUAUCAAAAAGUUAGUAGCGAUCGCUCCUCAGCAGGUAAUGCUGAACCUUCAAGCGUAUUUCUUACAGCAAAUAAAAAAAUUUGUGUUAACAUUUAGGAACCAGUUUAAAAAUUUUAAAAUUGUAGGUUUAACCUAAGGAUUACAACUCUUAGUUGGGAUAAAAGAAGCUUUCUAGUCAUCAGGUAAAAAGUUUAUCAUCAUAUAUAUAUAUAUGAUACCUAUAUAUGUAUAAUAUAUACUGACGAAUACCAGUACUAUUAUUUCGUAUACACGAUUAACUAUGUAUACCAUCUUCGCAACGUGGUAAUCGUCAAAGUGAGUAAAUUGUAUCAGAAUUUUACGCUGCGUAGCUUACUCGUGCUCUAUCAAAUAUAUAUAUAUAAAUAUAUAAAGAUUUGGUCAAAAAACUAGAAUCAAUGUUAUGAAACAUUUUUAUCAACUAUUAUUCAUCGUAUGACGCAUUAGGCGUAACGUAGCAUCGAUAAUGUCUGCCAUCAAAUAAAAAAUAUAUAAGACUCAGCUGCCCAAUGCACAUUUCUUAACUUUCCUGCAGCGUCAUUAUGUGACAGCUACGUCACUUUUCAAGGGUUACGUCAUUAAAGCUAUUGUCUCGCAAUUUCCGCAAAAUAAUUUAAGCACUUGUUUCUGCAUUUAGUUCCUUUUUAAGCUCCGACUUAUAGUCUGACGAAUCGAUUUAGUUAGUUCACGAAAAAGUCCGUCAGUUUUUAAGAUAUCGAUCUGAAAUUUUGCAUACAUCUUUUUCUCGACAAGAAGCUGCUCAUUUAUCAGAAUCUCCUAUAGCGGACGCUUGUAGGAUAUAACUGCCAUACAAACUGAUCCAAUUCAAGCUCUUGUUUGGAACUUUUUUUAUUUGAAAAUAUAUCAUUGAAGAAAUUCGGCAUAUACUCGUAUUAAAUAAUAUCUAAGGCAACGCUACAAUCUGCGACAAAAUUGCUUAGAUCGCAGCACUCUAGAAUAUAGCUGACAUACAAACUGGCCGAUCAAAAUCAAGAAAAAAUAUUAUUUUACUGUUUUAUGCUAUAAGAAAUGCAGCUGUGAAGGGUAUUAUGGCUGCGGUACAACCGAAGUUUUUUAUUUGAUUGUUUUUUUUUUUUUUUUUGUUUUAAACGAUAUUGAUUUUUAAACCAAUGCAAUUUUAAUAAAAUAAAAUCUCUGUAAGCAAAUAAACUGCGAACAACGGUAGCGCACAAAAUUUACUUCUGCUUUAGUAUACAUUUCAACUUUGUUGCUAUUUUUAUAAACGGCGCUGUACGUUAUCAUAACUCCUACAAUAUUAAUUUACAAUAAUUCAAAAUUUUCGUAACUGUAUACAAACGUGUACUUACAAACAUACAAAUAUAUGUACGUAUGUAUGCAUGUGUGAAUAUUUAUGAAAUUUAAACAUUUUGAUUAGCGUAAAUCAAUAUUGGUACAAUUUCGAGACGUGACCAGAUUUCCAAUGAAGCCAGUGCGGCUGCAUAGCAAGCAGAAUUAUGUCAUACGAGCAUGCGUACGAAGUUGAAUUUGUUAGUGCAAGAAAAUAUCAAAAAAAGAAUAAUUUUUUUAUUGGGUUUUGUAGUUAAAUGCAGUUGUUACAAAUUAUGGAAAUUGACUGUUUUUAUACAAGUGUUUACAUAUAUAACAUAUGUGCUUACAAGUAAGUCUCAUAUAUAAUAUAAUAUGCAUAUGAAAUACACAUACACACCUUUAUAUGUAUAAUUGUAAUAUGCAUGUAUUUAUUAUAAAGGUCAUGCGCAUUCUUCAUAAAAAUGUUUAAGCCUAUUUUAAAUAUAAAAUAUAAAAAUAUAAUAAAACAGAACUGUUUGUAGCAAACGAUUUAAUUUUGUACCUACAUACAUAUUUAUAAUGUAUAUUUGUAUGCAUGUGUGUGCAUGCGCUAUGAGUGCCAUUUUUUGGAGUUUUAAGACAUGAUUUAAAGCAAACGCAUUUCUAUAACGCAUUAUUACAAAUUUACUUACUGGCAAGCGCAUGCAUACAUACAUAUAUACUUAUAAGCAUAUAUGUAUUUGUAUACUGAAGAAAAAUUUAAAAAAACACUACAUUUUUUCAAUCGUAGUUUAAGUUGUAAAUAUGUACUUACAAACGCAAUAUUAAGAUAUACAAACAUACCAAAGCGAAAAAUACUAGUAAACUAAAUAAUAUUAUAACUAACAUAUAUACAUACAUACAGUUAUGUAUUACAUAAAUAUAUGAUAUGAGUAUCUAAACUAAAAAAGAAAGCUAAUUAAAUAAUAUUGAAUGU
Messenger RNA from Bactrocera oleae (olive fruit fly), 10747 nucleotides. NCBI's taxonomy places the organism in Eukaryota, Metazoa, Arthropoda, Insecta, Diptera, Tephritidae. The record is from RefSeq and is a predicted model, not a curated record.